AGCUCGACUCUUGAUGGUCCGCCGUCUGCCCUGGUCGUCUGCGAAAGAACAUACCGAUAUACUAUUACGUGUUAAAAGAUAAUAAAAGCACUGGGUAGGAAUGCUAGUGUCAAUAAAUUUAUGUGGUUUCUUUCGGAGGCUCUUUCACUUGUCACUUUGGAUAUAAUGGCUGUACUUCUUCUUGUUUAAAUCAUGGAUUAUCAUUGGAUAUAUAUCAACGUAUUCUGAUAAUAAGUUAUAGUGGUAGUGGGAACCGUUAGCUCAAGUUGAGAAACGUCUUCUGCAUGUGAAAGCAGCGUAAUAACAUUAACAAGGGAAAAUAUGUCGCUUCAUCAGCCCGUCGCACCCCCGCGUUCUCGCUCUCGGGUUUCUGGACAUGGCUCGGCAUCGAGAACGAUGUCAGCGAAUGUUCUUCGCCUGCAUGAAUCUUUGACGAAUCUCCUGGACGAGCAGGACAAAACGUACUUCGUUCGUGCACUCAACGAUUACAACUCAAAAAGAAAUGUCUACACCCUUGUGCAGAACCUCAGGAGUAUUCUUAACACCCCCGAGAAGAGACAACUGUUCGUUUUAUUGGGGAAAGUAAUUCCGUCUUCUGAUCAAACACUAUUUUGGCAACAUGUUGAUACGUUGUGCAUGGGUCCUGGUGGGGUAAAAAGACCACCAAGUGUUACUAGCUCUAUAAAUGGAUCAAUGUCAAGACCUGAAUCAAGACUCUACCAGCAAUCCACAAGGACUACAGGAAGGUCAUCUUCCUUGUUACAGAACCAGCAUCAAUCAAAUCUUAACCAAAACUCAGAGACAAGCUUUCAGCAUGAAAACUACCACCAGGACUACCGGGAGAAUAACCAUCCUCAUCAUCACCUUCAACAUCUUCAACCCGGUGGUGAGGAGUUACACGGAAAGGUUGCAAGGAAAACGUCGGGUGCACAGUUUCCUGUGGACCAGAACAGGGACCUGAAGAGAAUAGUUCUGAGGAACUCCGAACAGGAUGGUGUCGGGUUGGGAUUCAGUAUUAGGGGCGGGGCAGAACAUUCUGUGGGGAUCUUUGUUUCUUUGGUUGAACCUAACAGUUUGGCAGAGAAGCGAGGCUUGGUUAAAGGAGAUCAGAUUAUGCAGGUCAACGACAUUCCAUUUGAGAAGGUACUCCACUCUGAUGCUGUAAAGAUAUUGAAGACAGUCAAGAAGCUGGUCCUGUAUGUGAAGAGUGUUGGGCGUGUGCCAGGUUCAUUCUUCUCACAUCAAACCUAUACAUGGGUGAACCCAGAGGGGCGCAGUGUAUCCCCUCCACCAGACAUAGAUCCUCUUGAUGGAAGGAUGAUGAGUGAUACCAAGAAGAGCAGUCUUAACCUCCUCAAAAAUGGCGAUGAAAAGAAGGUUAAUGUUGUAGUGAAUGAAGGCGAGAGUCUAGGUUUGAUGAUCCGUGGAGGAAAAGAGUUUGGUCUUGGUAUCUACAUCACUGGAAUUGAUGCAUACUCUGUCUCAGAACAUGCUGGUCUGAAGGUUGGUGAUCAAAUCCUGGACGUCAACUCUCGGAACUUCCUUGAUAUCGAGCACCAGGAUGCAGUGAACAUACUGAAAUCAUCCAAACUGAUGAUGAUGACUAUCAAGGAUGUCGGCAAGUUACCCUAUGGUCGAACAACAAUUGAUCGAACACAGUGGUUAACCAAGAACGAAGUCAAGAACUCUCCCCCUUCCUCCAGACGGGUAAGCAGAGAUGAACUGGAUGAGACAGACUCCAUCUAUAGUGAUAUCCCAGAGAGGCCUUCGUCUGCUUUCAGUCGGGGCAUUGGAUCUCAAGUAAUGUACAAUAAGAGUAUGGCUGGAGUACAGAACUGGAGCAUGCUGGAAGAUCAAUCUAAGACUCUACUCAGUGAGAAUGAAAGAGGCACUAUGAUGUAUUACCUAGAGGAAUAUCAACACAAUACAAUCACCAUUGAAGGUCUUGUGAUGGCCCUAUUCGAGUUAUUCGAUACUCACGCUAAGUUUUCUCUUCUCUCUGAAAUCCGUGCCUUUGUCUUCCCCCGAGACAUUGACAGGUUUGAUAGUCUUGUCUUAAAGAGAGAGGUUGAGGCAAUGAAGGCCAGACAGCGAGGGUAUUUCAUGAACGAGACAUCUUUUACAGAUACCUUAUCAAACAGCAGUCGCUAUAACUCCUGUAGUUCAAUUGACUCCAGGCCCCUUACUCCUCCCAGAGUUCCGCAGCAUCUUCCACCUAACAUCAGGGUAACCAACGAAACAGAAGAGAGAUAUCAGGGUAUAGACACCAGGCAGAUUAAUGAUGAUACAAAUGGUCUUCCAGAUUUUGCUCUACCUGACUAUGCCAUCGGCUCACCAAGUAGCAAUAACAACAGCACAAUCACCCCCAACAAGAACAAAUCCCACUCCAUCCUCAAGUCCUCUUCUCUGUACGCCCCUACCAAUGGUUUUGACUCUCCGAAUCUCAAGCGUGUGACCGUGGACGUUCACCACCAUAACCAUUUCAACCAAGAACCUUCUACCAGCAGGAGAGGAGUUGAUUUGCUUGGUUUGGAGUCUAUGUAUCAAGGAACAAAGAGUCCCAGUGAAGACAGUGGUGUGGAUGUGAACCUGACAAGCAGUCUUGCUAAUCUUGAAAGAUACAAAAUGUCAAAUACCCAUGGCCACUACCACAAUAUGACCAGUGACACGGAUUUCAGCCCUCGUUCUUCAGAAGAGAGCCCCCGCACCCCGGAUAGCAGUGCAAAACCCUCGCCAAGCAGACAGCAGGAAGAAAAUACAGAGAAAGUUCAGACUAAGGAUGAUAGCAUUGAUCAUCAGAGUGAUAGGUCAGGAAGCAGACAGAGGAAGAUGAGUUUAGAUAGUGUGUCUACCGAGAGCUCUGCAUCAUUGAUUGGAGAACUGAUCAGCAGACAGAACAGUAGCAGUGAGCACGGCAUUCCUCGGAGGAUAAGUGAUCCUACUCAUCACACACCGAAAGACCAGCGACGCAGUGUAGACCAAACCAAGAAAGCUAGUGAAACUCUAUAUGAACUGCGGAAGAACACACCAACAUCUCCUCUGUCGGAGAGAACUUCAUCAAAAGAAACAUCAUCCUACCAGAGGACAUCAUCUCAGAGAGGUGUGGGAGGGAGGCCGCGACCCAACAUGCCUCCUCCUCCUCCGCCUUCUGCAAAGGACGAUUCAACACAUUCUAGUUUAUCCUCGAAUCUUCCACAACCAUCACCAGCUCAAUCAAUUGAGGACAUUCCUUUACCCCCACCUCCUACAGACUUUCUCUCCGCUGCUCCCUUUGACCUACCACCCCCACUGCCUUCUCCUCCUGUCGAUAGAUUCUCGGAUGAGGCACCUGUUCUUCCACCUACCACGCCUCCUCCUCCUCCACCAGAAUUUCAGACAGAGGAUGAAGAUGAGGAUGAAAUUAUCCUACCGGAUCCGUCAUCGUUUCCAUCCACUUCUACCAGUCGUGCUCCAUUGGCCAAUUUGAAUACCUUCAAACCCCAGGGCUCAUCCACCCCAGAUAAGCAUAGUGAAGACCUCAUUGUGAAUACAAGACUAGACAGACCGUCUUACUGUGAAAGAAUCCUUGUGAAGAAAACCGCAUCUAGCCUGGGUUUGGCAGUCGAAGGAGGCGCAGGAACCAGACAGCCAUUGCCAAAGAUCAUCAAAAUCCAGACUGGUGGAUCAGCGUAUCAAAACAGCAACCUAAAGGUUGGACAUGUGAUCAUAAAGGUCUGUGACCGACCUCUUCAUGACCUCUCUCAUUCCCAGUCUACCAGAGUCAUUGCUGAAGCAUUUAAAAACAAGUCAAGCAGCACUAUGGAAUUUCUUGUUGUAGACUCCAAUCGAUUUAAACUUUUGUAUUAGAUUUUUAUACUAUUUAUCAGGCUCCAUGAUGACAUCAAAAACGAGAGAGAGAGAGAGAUUAAUUCCUUUUUUAUUUUCAUAUUUGUCAUGUUAUUUGUUUUUAAAAAAAUGAGCCAACGGAACAAAGAACCCCAUAGCCAAUCAAAUGUGCAAAUUUGUUUCAAAUCUUUCUUUAAAGGAUUGAAUGUACAAUGUAAGGUAGGCCUAUUAUUCUUUUUAAUGAAUUCCAGAAUCUGUUGAAUAUACUGUUUCAUAAUUACAAGUAGGUCCUCACUACGCAUUCAGAUUUUCAAUUUAUGCCAUUUUAUCUUUGGUACAGAUUAGGCAAGUGAUUAGUUUUGAGUAAAUAUUGAAUGAUAUUGUACUAUGCGCAAUGACAUUAUGACUGAAUUUAUUUGUUUAUUUACACCAUGUUAAAGUGUUAUGUUCAGUGUUUGUGUGUAUGCCACUUCAAACACCUGGUGCUAACACUGCAUUUAUCACAUAGUAUAGACUUCAGGGACUUUUUUGAAAUUGCAGUCAAUUUAUAUGAUUUUUUAGUCAAUGAAAUCUACCAUUUGAAGUCAUUUAGAUAAUUAUUUUAUCAAUGGUAUUCAAUGCCAAUUAUUUUUUAUUUGUGAUCAUUUUUUAUAGAUUGAUUUUUGAUAAACUCUGUUGAUUUUUUUUGUAAUGAUACCAGCAAUUUUGAAAAAUAAUAAAUGGCUUUAUUAUCUAAAGAAGUACAAACAUUCUGAUGAUCAAUUGUAGUUCUUUAAUACAUUUUGCCAUGAAUGUGUUAAUUUAUUUGGUAUUCUUUUUCAUAGUUUGGAUGUAAAAAGCUCAACUUGGGUAAGUAUGGGGUGAUUAAGCAUUACGGUUUCUGCAAAAACCUUUUUCACAGUUGUUACUCGAACUGCGUUACAAUUGUCAAUUAUGAUUUAUAGAUAUUUUUUAUGCAUAACUUUAUAUUAACUGACACCAUCCAUCCAUUAUGAGUUUGGAAGAAAAA
Lytechinus variegatus (green sea urchin) is the source of this 4834-nucleotide messenger RNA. It is a transcript of the gene whrn, whose product is annotated as whirlin-like. Gene Ontology annotation, molecular function: protein binding. The record is from RefSeq and is a predicted model, not a curated record. The transcript has 14 exons. Bases 322 to 3846 code for a protein of 1174 amino acids. NCBI's taxonomy places the organism in Eukaryota, Metazoa, Echinodermata, Echinoidea, Temnopleuroida, Toxopneustidae. Gene Ontology annotation, cellular component: stereocilia ankle link complex; stereocilium tip; plasma membrane.